AUGAACCCUAAUGCCACUUUUAUUCACCCUGCAAAAUUCUAUAUCAAUGGGUUUUUCAAUGUCCCUCAUGCUCAGUAUUUUUAUAUCUUCCUGUGUUUUGUCUAUAUCAUGACUGUUCUUGGGAAUGGCCUCCUCCUCUCAGUGAUUUACAUGGUCAAGACUCUUCAUACUCCUAAAUACAUGAUUGUGUUCAACCUGGCUUUGAUAGAUUUGUGUGGGAGCACUGCUCUCAUCCCAAAACUCCUGGACACAUUUUUGUUUGACAAUAGAUACAUUGCCUAUGAGGCUUGUUUAAGCUAUAUGUUUUUUGUGUGGUUGUUUACAUUUGUGCAGUCAUGGACACUUGUGAUUAUGGCAUAUGACAGAUUUAUAGCAAUUUGCUUCCCUUUAAGGUACCAUAGUAUUGUGACUAAACCAGCUAUUGUUGUAAUGCUGCUGUUUACAUGGGUUUUUUUAUUGAGUCUAAUGGCAUGCGCGGUUGGGUUACUUGAUCGCCUCACAUUCUGUGGAUCUGUAGUGAUAAAAAGUUUUUUCUGUGAUCAUGGACCAACAUAUCAUUUGGCCUGUAGUGACACAUCUUUAAAUUUCAUAAUGACACAAGUUGUUAUGACUGUAAUCAUGUGUAUUCCUCCUGUAUUGAUAGUAUUAACAUACAUUUGCAUUGGCAAAGCACUGAGCAGGAUUGCAUCAAGAGAGGAACAAUUGAAAGCUCUCAAAACUUGUACUUCUCACCUGAUUCUUGUGACUGUUUUCUUUUUGCCACUUUUGGGCACCAACAUAGCUGUACAGAUCUCCUCCCUUGACCCUAAUGUCAGGAUCUUCAACUCUACUUUGACACACACCAUACCAGCUUUGCUCAAUCCUAUUAUUUACUCUUUAAAGACAGAAGAAGUGUUAAACUCUAUCAAGAAACUUUACAAAACAAAUAGGCUUAGCAGUAUAAACUUAUCCAAAAAGGUGACAUCUUUAUCAUGGUUGCAAGUGCUGCAAUAG
Monopterus albus (swamp eel) is the source of this 993-nucleotide messenger RNA. Its product is annotated as olfactory receptor Olfr180-like. NCBI's taxonomy places the organism in Eukaryota, Metazoa, Chordata, Actinopteri, Synbranchiformes, Synbranchidae. The coding region runs from base 1 to 993 and encodes 330 amino acids. Gene Ontology annotation, cellular component: plasma membrane. The transcript has a single exon. Gene Ontology annotation, molecular function: olfactory receptor activity; G protein-coupled receptor activity. The record is from RefSeq and is a predicted model, not a curated record. Gene Ontology annotation, biological process: G protein-coupled receptor signaling pathway.